AUGUCGAGACCACCCACCUUGACAGGAUCCAACGCUAGCGACGAGGCGGCGAAGCGCUUUGAGGCCAGUAUCAAGAAACUUCGAAGGCUCGAGUUAUCACAGAGUUAUGUCGCGUUGCUGAAAGAUGCUGAGGAAUUGAGUAAGGAAGCGCUGCGGAAUAUCAAGUCUGAGGCUCGAUUAGCAAUCGCAUCGUAUACUCAGCUGCGGAACAUCGUGGAAUCAUUGGAUAAGGCCCAGCCAGCUGCAGAGGGCGCAAGUCCACAUCUGGUUGACUACGUAGGGCAAAUGGCGUCCAGGCUAAGAGAACAGAUGAAAAUGGAAUUCACAAAUCGGCUCCGGUCUACUUUGGAGCAGAUGAAUUGGCCGUCCAAGGAACUGAACUUCCCGGAAAAUCUCAGAAACCAAUGGGCGGACAACGUUGAGCUACUUCUUGACCUGCAAAUUCCGGAGCUCGAAACCCACGACUCUGCGAGUCAGAAAAUUGUUCAACCGCCGGUUUUGUUCGCAUUGGAGGCCAUGGUACAUCCGCUGGAGCUCCGUUUCAAGUACCAUUUCAGCGGUGACAAGCCAACAAAUCGACUGGACAAGCCUGAGUACUUCCUUGCCCAUACAACGGAUCUGAUAAACAACUUCGGCGCGUUUUUCACUUCAUACCUCCAGCCCAUCUUCAACCAGAAAUCCAAAACCGUGGGUGAUCAACUCGCAUGGCACUUUCUCAGUGCCUCUGAUGCAUAUAUUACCGCUAUUUUGCCGAUGGUAAGACACAAAAUCACGACCUACCUUCCGCAGAUUUCCGCGCAUCCACAGUUACUCAGUCAUUUCGUGCAUGAAUUGAUGGAUUAUGAUAACGGCAUUCGUGAGACCUGGAACUACUUACCCUAUCCUUAUUCGCAAGAAGAUUGGAGGGGACUUACGUGGGAGGUAUUGUCGAAGGAAGGAUGGUUUGACCGAUGGCUCCAAGUCGAGAAAGACUUUGCACUAGCCCGGUACGAGGAAAUCGUGGAUACACCAGAUAGUGGCCAUCUCGACUACGACGGAGUUGAGCCAACCGCGACCAAGCCAACUAGAGCCGCUAUUCGUGUGAACGAUCUUUUGGAGACUAUCACUGAGCGAUACCAACCCUUGUCAUCUUUCAGUCAAAAGCUCCGAUUUCUUAUAGACAUUCAGAUCACACUAUUUGAUCGAUUCCAUGAGCGCCUGCACUCAGCGCUGGAGGCCUACCUUGCCAUGACCUCAACAAUCGGCCGCACUGUGCAGGGCGCUGAUGGACAAGCCAGUGUUGAGGGCAUUGCCGGGCUAGAGCGACUCUGCAGAGUCUUUGGAAGCGCAGAAUACCUCGAGAAGAAGAUGGAUGACUGGAGCAAUGAAGUCUUUUUCGUGGAACUCUGGUCUGAACUGCAAGAACGCAUCAAGCAAAACAAACACAGCGGAAAAAAUGUUGCUGGGACAAUGUCCGUCGCUGACGUAGCAUCACGCACAUCCUCGGCCAUCAACAACACUUCCGGAGAGAUCUCCCAAGACGAGACGCCGGAAGGAGCUCUCUUUGAUGAGACCGCGUCCGCAUAUCGUCGCCUCCGACAACGCUCCGAGUCAAUAAUCAUAUCUACGCUUGUAUCCAAUGUUCGGUCUGCUCUAAAGUCCUACUCUCGUGCAUCUAACUGGUCAACAAUCUCUGGCCAUUCCGUUCCCGCAACAGGCCAUCUCCCCCCAAGCGCGGACCUCGCACAGACCAUGCGUGCUCUAUCCACAUCAAUCACAUUCCUCUCUCGCGCACUUGGUGUCGCCCCGCUCCGUCGCAUUGUUCGCCAGGUCCUCCUUUCCAUACAGACAUAUAUCUGGUCUAAUGUCCUUCUGCGAAACACAUUCUCCGCCUCCGGAGCCGCCCAGUUGGCAAGUGAUAUGGACCACCUCUAUAGCGUUGUCGAUGCAGCUCUCGGCCACGCAGUGCAGGCAGGAGGCUCAAAGUUUAUCCUUCAGAAAUUAAAUGAGGGUCUCCUCAUUCUGAACCUUGAAGCACAAACUCCCGUGGCCGAAGGUGAAGACAAAGCUCCUGCUGAGUCUGCGGCCGAAAAAGGUUUAGGAUUGUGGGAGGUUGAGAAGAGACUAUUCAAGGAUAAUGAGAGCGCGAGGGAGACGCUAGCGGAGUUGGGUGUUGAGACUUUAACUGAGUCGGAGGCUAGGAGUAUUCUGGAGAAACGCGUUGAGAUUGGGAGCUGAAUUGCCUUACCUAGUUAAUACGAAAUUUAUAUUCUAGUGGAUUAUAUAAGGAGAUAAGUGUGAAUGCAUCAUUCCGCUUUGUCA
This is a messenger RNA of Aspergillus nidulans FGSC A4, 2301 nucleotides long. Its product is annotated as RINT-1 family protein. Bases 1 to 2217 code for a protein of 738 amino acids. Gene Ontology annotation, biological process: retrograde vesicle-mediated transport, Golgi to endoplasmic reticulum. NCBI's taxonomy places the organism in Eukaryota, Fungi, Ascomycota, Eurotiomycetes, Eurotiales, Aspergillaceae. The transcript is spliced from 5 exons. Gene Ontology annotation, cellular component: Dsl1/NZR complex. The record is from RefSeq and is a predicted model, not a curated record.